This is a messenger RNA of Triticum dicoccoides, 843 nucleotides long. RefSeq lists its product as uncharacterized. The record is from RefSeq and is a predicted model, not a curated record. Lineage: Eukaryota; Viridiplantae; Streptophyta; Magnoliopsida; Poales; Poaceae. The annotation marks the transcript as partial. The transcript has 3 exons.
AUGGUGACGGCGCAGCGUGUAACUCUAGAUCAAAGGCAGCUUGCCCGUAGCAUGGGCCUGGAUCAUCUGCUUGACCUAAAAUGUGAUACUCUGCCGCGCGGUGUCGUUCAUUAUCUGGCAUCAAACUUUGAUGUACCCUCAAGGGCUAUUGAACUCCCCAAUGGGUUCAAGUUCACAAUCACACCCUACUGCAUACACCAGGUCCUGGGGAUACCACUUGGCGGCAGAACCAUAGAGAAGAAGCAAAACCCAGCACUUAGAUCACUGAUUGCUCAACAGACAAAAUGCAAAGGAAACUACCCAACCAUAAACGAGCUGGAUAACUUGAUACAACCUGGGCUAGAUGGAGAUUCAUUCAAAAGGAUUUUCACAAUGUAUGCGCUCACCGUGCUCCUCUGCCCUUCAAGCCAUGGGGCUGCUAGUCCAGAUUACUACCACAUUCUGGAAGACCCUGAACAGAUUGGCUCAUUCGACUUCUGCACGGCUGUCCUUGACAAGCUUGUGGCGUCAAUUGAUAGCUACAAGGCUGGAGCCACAACGGUGCUCGGCGGGGAUCUCUUAACACUCACGAUCAUAUACUUUGAAUUUCUUGACACCGACAUCAUGCCGGUCACAAGCAAGCGGCCACGGAUUUCACUUUGGACGUCUGAAAUUGUAGCAGAAUAUGAAAGGCGGGACUGCACAAGCAGCGAUAAAUUGCUUUACGGCAGGCUCCCGACAAAGCGUGUCUCGGAAACACCCUUCGGUCAAAUCAACAGACAGCCAAAAGUCACACUAGGUGCCUCGUAUGAUGAACUCCUGCAGUUCACCCUCUCAAUUGUUCCAGAGGAAAACCACCAGAUG